CCCCUAGGCGCUGCUUGCGACCUCUCGCUAUACCAUUCACCUAUAUGUAUGCCAAGAAUCUCAGCGAACGGAGCCCUUUGCGACCGUCCAGGACCUGUACUUAGAUCCGCUCUUGCUGCCGCUUUCACUUCCCAAUCGGGGAGACUCGCGCCUGUUCCCACUUCUCACCUCUCGCAUCUCGCCUCUCUAUCUCGGACCUCAGCCUUCCUCACCGUGCAUUCCUCGACAUUCGCAAGUAUCGUACAUGACCGUGAAGGACGGAGAGGCUGUGCUUCAUACAUGCGGCCGGACGCUGAGUCUCGACGAUUGACCACACUGUGUUGUUCACGGUGCUGUUUCUAGUCGAUCUUUCUCACCUCUGUCCAUCAUCUGGAGAUCCGAGUUGUACUCGGAAAU
Laetiporus sulphureus 93-53 is the source of this 396-nucleotide messenger RNA. RefSeq lists its product as uncharacterized. The coding region runs from base 49 to 342 and encodes 97 amino acids. The record is from RefSeq and is a predicted model, not a curated record. The transcript is spliced from 2 exons. Lineage: Eukaryota; Fungi; Basidiomycota; Agaricomycetes; Polyporales; Laetiporaceae.